This is a messenger RNA of Helicoverpa armigera (cotton bollworm), 3831 nucleotides long. Its product is annotated as alpha-xylosidase. The transcript is spliced from 2 exons. Lineage: Eukaryota; Metazoa; Arthropoda; Insecta; Lepidoptera; Noctuidae. Gene Ontology annotation, molecular function: carbohydrate binding; alpha-glucosidase activity; protein binding. Gene Ontology annotation, biological process: N-glycan processing; carbohydrate metabolic process. The coding region runs from base 308 to 3523 and encodes 1071 amino acids. The record is from RefSeq and is a predicted model, not a curated record.
GAGUACAUAAUUAUCUAAGGUUAAAAUUAUUGUUGUGGUUUUAUGCACAGAGAAUUGAUACCACCUGUCUCGUAGCUGUUAUUGUUAUCAGUAUACUUUGUAUUAGAUAUGCCUCAUAUACAUUUAAUAUUUUAUUUUAUUUGUUUUUAAAUGUAAACAAUAUUCUUUUGUGUUUUACGAGGUCAUACUAGUACAUAUCGUCUAUAUAAUAAUAGUUGCGGUACGAAGGCGACCAUUAGCACCACCGGUGUUGUAUUGUCCACGUGCAAUUACAGUACUUGUAUGAGAAAAGCUGCUCCGCAUAAAUAUGGAGGCUAUCGGGGGAAUAUCAGCGAUUAUUAAGAAUGACACCCACUUUCUCAUAGAAUACGAAACUGGUGAAGCUGCAAGACUUUACAUACUUAACAGCCAUGUCUUCAAAUAUUACAUGUCACCUUCUGGCAAUUUUCUAGACUAUCCAGUACCGAACAAUCCCAGCGACCACGCUAAAAUAAACAUUAAGAAAAUAACUGAUUAUGAAACGAAAUCGUUUGAAUAUUCAGUACUAGAAACUACAGACGAAUACUACGCGGUGUAUACAAACAAAAUUAUGAUACGGUUCGAUAAAGAACUAGGUACCAUGAUCGUUCGCGAUAUGAGGAAUAACAAAGAGGUAUUGAAAGAAUCGGCCCCUCUAUCUCAUGACAGUAAUGCAACCAAACAAACAUUACAUCAACAUAAAGACGAGUACUACUUCGGAGGAGGAAUGCAGAACGGAAGGUUUACGCACAAAGGGGAAAAAAUAGAAAUAUGCAAUUCAAAUAAUUGGGUAGACGGAGGAGUAACGUCGCCGAAUCCAUUCUACUGGUCUACUUACGGCUAUGGAAUUUUGAGAAAUACUUGGCGGCCAGGCGUCUAUGACUUUGGAUCGAAAGAUCCCCGUAUUAUCGAAACUACUCAUCAAGGGGAAGAUUUUGACGCAUUCUUUUUCAUAAACAGUACUCCUAAAGAUAUCUUGAAAGACUAUUAUGAAUUGACGGGCCACCCGAUCUUUAUGCCCGAAUAUGCGUUUUAUGAAGCUCAUCUUAAUGCAUUCAAUCGAGACUACUGGGUAAAAGUAGAUAAAGACACACCAGGAGCGAUUUUGUAUGAAGACGGUCUUUAUUACAAAUGCUUUCAACCAAAAGAAAUGAAUGGAAAGGAUGGCAUAUUAGAAUCUUUAAAUGGGGAAAAAAGUAAUUAUCAAUUCUCUGCGAGAGCCAUGAUCGGUAGAUAUCAAAGACACGAUAUGCCAUUAGGCUGGUUCGUUCCAAACGAUGGUUACGGUUGCGGCUAUGGUCAAACAGACUCUUUAGAAGGCGAUAUUGAAAAUUUGAAACAGUUUGCUGACUAUGCAAGAGGAAAGGGCGUCGAAUGUGCGCUUUGGACAGAAUCUAAUUUAGAACCAGCGAAUCCAAACCAACCCAAGAAAGGAGAACGAGAUUUAAAGAAAGAAGUAGCUGUCGCUGGUGUCAUAGCUCUUAAAUGUGACGUGGCUUGGAUUGGAGCCGGCUAUUCUUUUGGACUGAAUGCAGUUGAGAACGCUGCCAUGCUAUUUUCUAAGGCCGCAAAACAUACCACUCGAAAAAUGAUCAUUACUGUUGACGGAUGGGCUGGGACGCAAAGACACGCAGGUAUAUGGAGUGGAGACCAAAGCGGUGGCCAGUGGGAAUACAUACGUUUCCACAUACCGACUUAUAUUGGUUCUGGUCUCUCUGGAAUACCCGUCGUCGGUUCUGAUAUGGAUGGUAUUUACGGAGGACACGGAAAGUUCGUUAACGUAAGAGACUACCAGUGGAAAACUUUUACACCUCUACAACUUAAUAUGGACGGCUGGGGAAAAGUACAAAAGACUCCUUUUAGUUUCGAUGAAGAAGCGAAACGGAUUAAUAGAGCUUAUUUGAAAUUAAAAUCUAUGAUGAUGCCUUACAACUAUACGAUAGCUCAUGAAUCCAUACACGGAUUACCUAUGAUACGGGCUAUGUUCCUAGAAUUCCCCGACGAAGUUAUCGGUUAUACAAAGGAUUCUCAAUAUCAGUACAUGUGGGGACCCAACAUUUUAGUUGCGCCGGUAUACAAAGAAAAAGCUGCUGAUGUUGAUUGGGUGCGUAACGGAGUAUACUUGCCGGAUUCAGAUCAGGUUUGGAUUGACUUUUUAACAGGAGAAAAGUUCCAAGGUGGCAAAAUAUGGAACUAUUUAAACACACCACUUUGGCGGAUGCCUGUUUUUAUAAAAGAUGGUGCUAUUAUUCCCAUGGCUUAUCCAAAUAACAACCCUAAGGAAAUAAGAAGAGACAUUAGGAUCUACAAUAUUUAUCCAAAUAGUGAAUCUAACUUCUCAGUUUAUGAAGACGAUGGAAUUUCAUCUGAAUAUUCAGAUGGGCAACACGCUUCAACGAACAUCACCGUCAUUGGUCCCCAAUCCAAUGAACCCGGUAAUCUGCUGAUACAUAUCCAUAAAACUGUUGGUGAAUACCAUAAUAUGGUUAAAGAGAGAUCAACUCUUCUGAGAAUAAUGGCAUCGAAAACUGUAGAACACUUGAAAGUGGCUGUUAAUGACGAAUCCGUCCAAAUAAUACGAGCUAAAACUGAGGAAGAAUUCAAUUUAGCAGACAACGCAUAUUAUUUCCAAGAAGACUUUUUGCUAAACCCUUAUCUCAAUAGUUUCGGUGGCGACAUACUAGAACAAAAGUUUUUACUUAUCAAAGUGCAUAAGGUGGAUGUUACUACAAGCGAUUUGCACGUAAAAAUCAAGGGCUUUGAGAACAAAGAUCAAGUAAAUGGAAGUAAUGCAAAUGUUAACCAUGCAUUAGAAGUUCCGGCUGGUUUUACUGCUCGAGAUGAUGAAGUAACGCCAACGUCUGUGACCUUACGCUGGGAGGCAACCAAAGGCGUUUACUAUGAAUUGGAAAGAGACGGUGUACUUUUCACCAACAUUUUAAAUCCGCAAUUUACAUUCGAAGGGUUCGCCUUUAAUUCGGAACAUACAUUUAGGAUACGGUCCGCAAACUCAGGAGGCGUUUCAAAGUGGAGUUACUACAUAUUAAUUUCCACAAAAGAGGACCCUCAAAAAUAUGCAAUAAAAAACGUUAAAGUGGUUUGCAAUAUUCCUUGCGAGCCAAGUCAAGAAGUAUGCAAACUGACUGACGGAGAUGCAAGCUCUAUCUGGCACACACGUUGGGCAAAACCAGAUCAGGCUAAUCCACAAAAAGGAAAAGUAAUUAGCCUCAACUUUGAUUUGGACGGUAUUUUUGAAAUUGAUAGGUUAGAAUAUACGCCGCGUGAAGAUGCGGGUAAUGGCACAAUCUUACAAAUUCAGUACAGGUACUCUACUGACGGAAAAGUUUGGAGCUCAAUGUCGACCAAAAUUAACUGGGAACAUGACGAGACUGUGAAGAACAUUCCGAUGCAAGGAAUUAAAAUGAGAUUUAUAGAACUUAAUAUUUUAGAUACUAUUGGAGGGUUUGGUUCCGGCAAACAUAUACUGUUUUAUAAAAAAGAUUGAUAAUUUUAAAAUGUGAUACCGCUUUCCAAAUUUUUAUUGGUGUAGGUAGUGUGUAUAUAUUACGUACCUACAAGUAUUUGAAGCAUUUUUAAGUAUUUUACGAGAUUGUUUUUGAUAUUACGAGGGCCUAUGAAUUAUUAUUCGCGUAGGUAAUAGUCAAUUAUUUAUUGUAAGCACAGCACUAUUUGAUCUAAAACGCGAUAGAGCUAAAAGAAGUUCGCAGUCGCAAAACGUAGUGCAUAUUUUUUAUUUUAUUGUGAUAUUUAAUGGAAAUUUUAUUUACAGUAAUAAAAUAUUUAUGCAGAUGC